Messenger RNA from Gymnogyps californianus (California condor), 2235 nucleotides. RefSeq names its product UDP-galactose-4-epimerase (gene GALE). The record is from RefSeq and is a predicted model, not a curated record. The coding region runs from base 67 to 1110 and encodes 347 amino acids. Gene Ontology annotation, biological process: beta-D-galactose catabolic process via UDP-galactose, Leloir pathway. The transcript has 10 exons. Gene Ontology annotation, molecular function: UDP-glucose 4-epimerase activity. Lineage: Eukaryota; Metazoa; Chordata; Aves; Accipitriformes; Cathartidae. Gene Ontology annotation, cellular component: cytosol.
CGUGCCCACCCCAGGCCGCUUCACACAGCACUCUGCACUGAAGGGCCUUUCCUCCCCCAGGGAACCAUGGCAGAGAAGAUCCUGGUGACCGGUGGAGCUGGCUACAUUGGCAGUCAUUGUGUGCUGGAGCUGGUGGAGGCUGGCUAUGUCCCCGUGGUCAUAGACAACUUUCACAAUGCCAUCCGAGGGGCAGACGCGCUCCCCGAGAGCCUCCGGCGUGUGCAGCAGAUCGUGCGCCAGCCCAUCCUCUUCCAGGAGCUGGAUAUCACCGACGAGGCAGCGCUGCAGGAGCUCUUCAGUAAGCACCGUUUCUCAGCCGUGAUGCACUUUGCGGGGCUGAAAGCAGUGGGGGAGUCUGUGCAGAAGCCCCUGGAGUACUACAGGGUGAACCUCACCGGGACCAUCCGGCUGCUGGAGACCAUGAAAGCCCACGGCGUGAGGAACAUCGUGUUCAGCAGCUCUGCCACCGUCUACGGAGACCCCAAGUACCUGCCCCUGGAUGAGAACCACCCGGUUGGAGGCUGCACCAACCCCUACGGCAAAUCCAAGUACUUCAUCGAGGAGAUGAUUCGAGAUCUCUGCAAAGCAGAGAGGGACUGGAACGCCGUUCUCCUGCGCUAUUUCAACCCCAUCGGUGCCCACGAGUCAGGCAUGAUCGGAGAAGAUCCUCAGGGGAUCCCGAACAACCUCAUGCCCUACGUGGCGCAGGUGGCAGUGGGGCGCCGGGAAUUCCUGAGUGUGUUUGGGAACGACUACAAGACGGACGAUGGAACGGGCGUCAGGGAUUACAUUCACGUCGUGGAUUUGGCCAAGGGCCAUAUCGCUGCUUUGAAGAAGCUCAAGGAGAACUGUGGCUGCAAGAUCUACAAUCUGGGAACAGGCACCGGCUACUCUGUCCUGCAGAUGGUCCAGGCCAUGGAGAAAGCCUCAGGGAGGGAGAUCAAGUACAAGAUCACGGGCCGACGGGAGGGAGAUGUGGCCUCCUGCUACGCCAACCCGGCGCUGGCCGAGCGCGAGCUGGGCUGGAAAGCUGCCUUUGGCCUGGACAAGAUGUGUGAGGACCUGUGGCGGUGGCAGCUGCAGAAUCCCACAGGCUUCAGCAAGAACUGAGCCGUGACCCGAGGGCUCUCCUGGCUGCCGUGGGCUGCUCCGGGCCAGCCCUGCCUGCCUCCCCCCAUGGCCCCAGCGAGGCUGCGAUCAUCCUGGGUGCAGUUCCAGCUCCCCCUCCUGCCUCUUGCGUGGGGCAGGAAAGCAGGAGCAUCCCCAGCCUCUCCACUCCUCAUCCUCAUCCCCUCAGGUCCUUUGCAUCUCAUAGAGCAGAAACACAAGGAAGAAGGGAGCCAGAGCCUGGCUUUGGCACCCAGGGCACAAAACCCCCUCGUGGGAAUGCACAGGGGCUGGUGCCAGCCCCAGCAGGCAGAAGGGGCUUGGCUGGGCCCUGCAGCCGCUAUCGGAGCUGCUCCUAGGCCCUCCCUGUGCCCUGGGAAGCGGCCACAUCCAGCACUCAAACAAGGGAGUCCUGUUGAGCCCAAACUGCGGAGGAAACCCACCCGUUCCCUGCUGCACCCAGCCCCCAACCCGCCCAGCUCAGGGAGCAGCAGAGGGUCCCGGUCUCAGGGGGGAAGCCGGGGCACCCACUGCCCCCUGCCCUGGGCACGGAGAGGGCUGCUGAGCACCUACCUCAUGGCCUCGGGCCCCAGGAACCCCCUGAUCCCCCACUCCCACAGGGACCAGUCACAUCCCGAGGCCACCAUGGCUCAUUUCCCCAGCCUGGCUCCCCCAGGGCGAAAGCCCCGAUGGCUGCCAAGGGCUUCCCUCCCCCCACACCUUUUCCCCUGCCCCCCAGCGUGGUUUUGGGGACCAAAUCUCAUCUCCCAUGUGCUCCUGCCGAGCCCGAGGAGCCCCUGCCCAUGGCUGUGCCAGCCCUGGGCACGGCCGGCCUCGCCUGGCUGCACGCAGCCCCCCUGCUGCUGUUAGAUUUGGCUGGUGCCUGGUUUUGCUUUCACAUUGCCUGUGGCAGCCGCUUCCGUAAUCACGUUGCCAAAGGCUUCCCAGGAGAAGGCUCUGCUCAGCUGUCAAAUACUGGUCCUAUUUAUUACUGGCAGCUCUAACGGCUUCGUUAGGCAGCGAUGACGCAGUCAGCCCGGUUUGCUGUCAGUUGGAUUAAUAACUUAUGCUACUAAAUUAUGAAUUGAGCUUUUGAUUCGUUUUUAAAUAAACUUUCUUACUUUCUAA